Spodoptera exigua (beet armyworm) is the source of this 4382-nucleotide messenger RNA. The record is from the annotation of a GenBank genome assembly. NCBI's taxonomy places the organism in Eukaryota, Metazoa, Arthropoda, Insecta, Lepidoptera, Noctuidae.
UGUAGGUAAAAUUGAUUUACUUACCAUAAGGUUCACAUAGCCUAUUAUGUCUCAAGAAAAAAUAAGCUGCAGAUGCGAAUGAAGUAACAUUCACAAUAAAAGCUCUCCAUUUUAAUUUCACAGAAUGCUUUUCUCGGUAUGUUAUAUUUGGCCUCCUUCGUAAUUUUGAAAGCAUUAGGCAUGUGAACAGCAUAUAGAAUACUGAGGUCCCAAUGAAUGUUUUGAAACAAACUUCAUGAUAAGCUGUAAACAAUUGAAACAUUAAUUUCUUAUUCACUUUCAUUAUUUACCAAUCAUUUUUACACAUACAGGUUACUUACGGUAAUUUUUGGACGAUGUCCAAUGCGUGAGUCCCAAUAAGGAAAAAUUUUCUAUGACAUUUAAGAAUACUGCUAAUUUAACAAUAACAACACAACUCUCUAGCACAACACUUCUGUAAUAUUUCCAUCGUAAAUACAAUAUGUAGAAUCUAAUAGGUGCAUGCACAUAAAUGGCUGUUUUCCAUAUUGUACUUUGUGGUUCAUAGUUUCCAAUAGACGCUGAUAUUGAUGGGAAGACGUUAGGAACUUUGCAAUGAGUAUUGUUUGCGUUUUCGAAGUCCUUGUACAUUGUUAUUAAAACACAAGUUAUAAAAGCAAAUAAUGGCACCGACACCACAUAAUAACAUAAUUUCGAUGGAAUUUUGAUGUAGCUGUAGGUUUUAUUUUCUGACUCAUUGUAAAGAGGUAAAUACAUUUCAUAUUAUUAAAUAAAAUAUUUUUCUAAUUCGUUUUCGUAAACUUAUGACAUCAUGUUAGAAAUGACAAAUGUCAUUAACUUUACUGACACUGACAGUGACAUGACUGAUAAAAAUUGAAAAAACCAUUGUUUUACGUUCCCCUAAAAAUCUAUUAACGUCUGGUCUACUGGUGUUUCUGAAUCAGUAAGCUUUUGUUUAUUAAGGCUAAUUAAUCAGAGACUGAAAUGUUUCUUUGUGUAUCAUGAUACCUAAUCAUUGAUAAUUCUAUGAAUCGAACCCAUGAUGGAAAUUAUAUAGUGUAAUGGAACGCAGCUUCAAAUGCGUUUCGUUAUUUUAUCAAUAUUUUCUUAGCAACCGCAGGAUCGAGUUAUGAAUAGUGGAAAGUGUAAUACCACUAUUGUUUCUUUAUAAUUAUGAAAUUUGAGGAAAAAUAUGGAUAAUAUUCUAGACAAGGAUAUAUUCAAUGAAAAUGAUUUGGAUAAACUUUCUCCGGACUAUAAGCCUCGAAAUUUUAUAUUGCGGAUGCAAAUGAGAAGAACUCUUGUAAGUAAACAGUAUGAUAAUGAAUAUUAUCGAAACACAAUUUGCAUGAUUCUUAUAUGAAUUGAAUCCCAGACCUUACGGUCAUUUUCCUACGACCAACAAACCACUUUUACCUUUUGGCACCUGACGCUAAACCAGGGUUUAGUACAUUUGUCAUCAGUGUACUAUAUGUGCCCACCGCUGAACAAAGGUCUCUUCUCAUGUGGAGUUUUGAUUAUUAUAAUUAUAAUUACCCACAACUUAUAAAUUUUAAGUUCACAGUCUGUUCAUCAUCAUCUUCCUGCUCUUGUCCCGUUUUAUUUGGGGUCGGCGCAAUAUGUUUUUUCUUCCAUUCUGUCCUGUCACUCGUCACGCUAUCGCUAACUCCUCUGUCUUCCAUAUCACUUCUCACACAAUCCAUCCAUAUUUUCUUUGGUCUCCCUCUCCCUCUCCAUCCAUCCACAUUUAUACUCAUGGCUUUUUUUGUAACAUGCUUUUCAUCUCUCCUUUUCACAUGGCCAUAAGUUCACAGUUUGUUAUUGGGUCUAAAUAAACUUACAAAAACAUAUAACUCGAGUACCUAAGUCACAUUUUCAGGGCCACCACGACGUGUAAAAUCUGAUAUGCCUAUCUGUAUCUAAAUGUUUUUUUCAGGCUAAAGACAGUCACAGCCAUGGUAUUCUUAAAAACCCCAAUUUGACAAGGUAACUACUUAUUUUAGACAAUUUUUUUCUAUAACUAGCGGCCCGCCCCCUGCUUCGCACGGGUCCAACUAAUUAUCUCGCUAUUAAAGUGUCACUAUUUCCUAAUCUUGCCCUCUAAUUUUUUAAUAUUUUCUUUGAUAAGAACAUUCUGCCGACAAUAAUUAAUACAAAAAAAAAAAUUAGCAAAAAAGGUCCAGGCGAUGUUGAGUUAAGCGCUCAACAUAUUUUGCGAUCCAUUAUUAUAUAUAAAGAUAAAUAAUAUACAUUUUAGUUGUAAUUACUUACCUACCUACAGAUCGUGUGAGAAAUAUUUUUUACGUGAAUUUCUUGUACCUACUAGCUAGCUUCCAUUAUAAGUUUUCUAUUGAUUAAGCAUAUCGUGUCGAGUUAUCAUAAAAAAUAACUUAUUGUAUACUUAUUUAAGGAAAUCUAUAAAAACAAAAGAAAGCUUUGCUAUUCACAAAGAAAUUGUGAAAUUGCGAAACGAAUUCAAUAAUAUUGAUUUGAAAAAUAGAGUGUCAUUAAAAAGUCUUGAGCCUUUAAAAUUAAAAUCGACUAUUACCAACGAUGAGCCCUCCUUACUUGAUAAAAGUCUAAAUUUACACCAAGCCGAUGAUAAUUUUUGUAUAAAUGAACUUACUGAAGAAUUUACCGAAUUGGAAAUACGCAAUGACAAUGAAUUUAAAGUUAAUCCGAAGAUAAAACCUCUAAAACACAUUAAGAUAUAUCGAGAAACACAGUGCUAUCGAAAACCAAAAAACCGCAAUAGUGGUUUGCUGGAUUUACCUAAAGAUAUAAAUGAAAACAAUCAAGACAUUUUUCGUGUGGAAUGCAAGAAUAAAUCUCGUAGCCCACAUAAUUUAGAUCAUGAUACAAAUACGGAACCACCAGCAAUGAAACAAGAUUCACAAAUAAAUAUUUCAGACAAAAAUUUAGACGUGCCAGUAAGUGAAUUGCAGAACUUGUUGAUAAUGAUGGCUAUUUCUUCCAAACCGAAUGAAGUGGAAGAGCACCACAAAGAAGUCGAAAUAAGUAAUGAAGUAAAUUCUCCAAAAAGCGAAAUACUUUCAAACGUAGAUUUUAAUGAUAAAAGAUCCGUAAGCUCUGAGGGAAUGGAAAACAUUUUGAGUAUAACCCCAAUUAGAGUACAAAUUGAUAGCAAGGAAACGUACUUAAUGAAAAAAUAUAUUAGUAAGUGGAAAAGUUACGUUAAAAAUAUUAGGGAAAAGUAUGUCUCCGAACAGAGGCAGGAAACUUUAAAUAAUUUCUUUGAAAAAAUUGCAAAGAAAAAGAUGGCAAUAAAUCAAGGUGCUGAAGCUGAAAAUAAAUCGAAAAUUUUGUUAAGGGACUAUAACACUUAUCAACAUAGGUACAAAUUACAAAAGCAUAUUAUAGCUUUGCAAAAAGCUAAAUUAGAGGAACAAAAUCGUUUAAUUGAGGAACUCAAGUAUAAUAGGAUCGUAGAAGCUUCACGUCAGUCUGUGGAUGAUAUGAGAGAAGAAGUACGUAAAACGUAUUAUGAAAUAGACAGGCAUCUUAAACCAAAGAUAAAGUGCUUGACUAACGAGUUAAAGAUUCCUGAAAUUGAAGAACCUUCGCUGAUAUUACACUGUUUGAAAGUACCACAGUUUUUACAAAGGAUGGAAAAGAGGGCUCGUGAACGAGAAGAAAAGCAUGCAAUGAUACGCGAGCGAAGACGACAGAUGGAAGAAGAGAGAAUUAAAAUGAAGCAACAGGCGGAACUGGCAAAAGCUGAAAUGGACAAAGAAGAAAAGAUGAAAAGAAUACAAGAACUGAGAGAGAAAAGGAGAAAAGAAAAAAUUGAGCACAUUAGAAAGAAACAAUGGGCAUCUAGACUAAGAGCGCUCAUAGUAAUGGCAGAUUUACAUUACGAGAAAACUUUGAAAGCUAAAUAUGGAAUAAGGCCUUUCCGAAUACUGAUAGAAAUGAAACGAGACAAUAUAGAAAAAGCAAAAGCCCACUAUAUUUUUCAACUUAAAAAUAAUACCUUUUUACAUUGGCUAUGGCAUACUGAAGAUAUGUGGAUGGAAAGAAAUUUCAAAGCAGAAAACUUUUGGCGCAAAAAAUUGUUACGAAAAGCGUUGGAUGCUUUUAAAAGGAAUCAUCACGGGCUUGUUUUGAAGAAACAGGUGGCUGAUGACUAUUAUGAUUUGUACCUGACACAGAUGGCAUUUAGGCUAUUCCGUGAAGGAAUAAAUGUUAUAAGGAAGGAAAAUGAGAUGAAAUGGCAAAUAGCUGUUUUGUACCACAGCAGCAAUCUUCUAUUUAGAACAUUUACGUGUUGGAGGACUCUACCAGCUUUGAAUGCACUCAAAAGAGAACAGGAAGCACGGAAAGCAAGAUGGCGAGAGAAAGUACUGCAAGUUGUACCCGACUACACACCACCUGAAGAUUAA